AUGUCAAAGCCGCAGUCAAGUCUCCCCAGGGCCGCGUUGGUCGGCAUGUACAGGCAAGCGAAAGAGCAAGCCCGUCCAGAGCGGCCAGAUCCGCGGAAGGACAUAGAUGCGGACAGGAAAACAGGGGCGGACGGCGCAAAGCUGCCGCCUCAGCUCAUGCCGCAAAAUAUGAAGGAGACGAAGCAGGCGAGGAGAAAGGAAGAGGGAGAGGGGACACAGGCGUUGAGGAAGAAGGGGGGUCAGACGGUAGAAGACUUGGGGGGAAAGCAGGUGAAGCGUUCGAUGAAGGGGCCUGAGAAGUCGGAGAACGAUUGUCGGGCGAAAGAGGAGAUGGACCGGGCAAAGGAAUCCAGGAAGACGGAGAAUAUGGUGAGAGGUUGGGACAAGGAGUCAAAGAGGACGGAUAAGAGUGGGGAUAGGAAGGCAAAGAACACUAACAAACAGCAUGCCAAGAUGAUGAAGAGAAUCGAUGAACAACUCGCCAAGUCGAUGCGGAUGAUUGAAAUGGAGUACAAGAGGUCGAUGGAACAGAUUGAAAGAUUGCCUGGACUGGGGCUGCCGAAGAAAGGGAACCCGGUCUGA
Endocarpon pusillum Z07020 is the source of this 582-nucleotide messenger RNA. RefSeq lists its product as uncharacterized. Lineage: Eukaryota; Fungi; Ascomycota; Eurotiomycetes; Verrucariales; Verrucariaceae. The coding region runs from base 1 to 582 and encodes 193 amino acids. The record is from RefSeq and is a predicted model, not a curated record. The transcript has a single exon.